This is a messenger RNA of Arvicanthis niloticus (Nile rat), 838 nucleotides long. It is a transcript of the gene Stpg4, whose product is annotated as sperm-tail PG-rich repeat containing 4. Gene Ontology annotation, molecular function: histone binding; chromatin binding. Gene Ontology annotation, biological process: epigenetic programing of male pronucleus. Gene Ontology annotation, cellular component: female pronucleus; male pronucleus; germinal vesicle. Lineage: Eukaryota; Metazoa; Chordata; Mammalia; Rodentia; Muridae. The record is from RefSeq and is a predicted model, not a curated record.
AAUUGGUGGGUGGCCAUGGUGCCUAGCAACCGGCUGCCAGCACUGGCCUGUGGAGAGAGGAGGUCACAAUGGCUGAGCCAACCGUUGUUAUAACCUCCACCACAGUACCUAGAGAAGACCUGGGUCAUGGGGAGCCGAUCCUUACAACUACGAAACAAGCCCAGAAGACUCCAGGUCUUGAGAGAGAAGGAUGGUGGAGGCUCACAAUAACGAAUACUCCAAUACCUGGUACAUACCAUUUAAGGAGUUUUAUUGAAGAAUCCCUAUUAAAUCCAGUGAAAAUAACCUACAAUUUUAAAAACGAAGGGAGGAAAAGGCCCCCUCUUGUGCUGAGAAACGAUCCGGUCCCAACUGACCUCCCGCACUAUAGUCCUCCCGACUUUCUGGAGCUGUUGAAGAAGCAGACGGCCUCAUACUCUUUCAAGGACAAGCCCCGGGCAGACCCCAGCACACUAGUUGACAAAGAUGAGUCACUUUAUCUUUGUCCGGGACAGUACGAGACACUUCCUGCACCGGUUCCCAAGAGUCCGGCCAGAAACUUUGUAUUUCGUUCUACAGUCCAAAGAUUCCCACCAAACUAUUUCACUCCUCAUGAGGGCCCUGGGCCAGGUGACUAUGACUCGAGAGCACCCCGAACAGGCUCUGUGACUUCUUGUUUUCGGUCUAAGGUUCCCCGAUUCUUGCCCAUCAGUUCAAAAACACCAGGCCCAGGAGCAUAUACAUCUUCAAGACAGUUCCCUAGGCAGUCCUCAACCAUCGCCAAAAUGGGUAGAGAACACAGCCUCUUCUUCAAUAACACAAUUGGCUUUUAAAAUAAAAACAAUAUUGGUGCCAAGCU